CUUCUUCUGGCAUUUUCAUGUAUUUUACUUUUAUUGCGUUACCUCAAAUUCUAUAGACCACGAAAGCCAAGAGAUAUCAAGAACAAAAACUGGUGUGUGUAGAGCAAAGCAGACGCUGAAACUAGGGUUUUCGACAGCGAGAUGACUAGUUUAAGGAGCACAGAGCAUGACAAAUAUGCUACGAUUAACUUUGAAGAGACUGAAUUGCGUCUAGGGUUACCUGGAGGCAAUGCAGUUGAAGGUGAGGUUGCUAAGGGUAAUGGGAAGAGAGGAUUCUCAGAGACUCUAGUGGAUUUGAAGCUUAAUCUUUCCACCAAAGAGUCAGCAGGGAAUGAUAUUGGGGAGGAGAAGAUGAAGGAGAAAGCUGAUGUUCUUCCUUCCUCUGCUGAUCCGACAAAGCCUCCAGCCAAGGCACAAGUCGUGGGUUGGCCACCAAUUCGAUCAUUCCGAAAGAAUGUCAUGUCUGUACAGAAAAACAGCAAUGAAGAUGGAGAAAAGGCGGCUGCCGGGGGUAGCAGCAGUGGCGGUGGUGUAGCAUUUGUGAAGGUGAGCAUGGAUGGAGCGCCAUACUUACGAAAAGUGGACUUGAAAUUGUACAAGAGCUACCAAGAACUCUCUGAUGCCUUAGGCAAAAUGUUCAGAUCCUUUACCAUUGGCAACUGUGGAUCGCAAGGAGUGAAAGAUUUCAUGAACGAGAGCAAAUUGAUAGACCUAUUGAAUGGUUCUGAGUACGUCCCAACUUAUGAAGACAAAGAUGGAGACUGGAUGCUUGUAGGAGAUGUGCCAUGGGAAAUGUUCGUGGAUUCAUGUAAACGAUUAAGGAUAAUGAAGGGGUCAGAGGCAAUCGGACUUGCUCCUAGAGCUGUGGAGAAGUGCAAGAACAGGAGCUGAAGGCUGAAGAAGAAAUGGAUCAAAGGAAAGCAGAUCCGCUCAAGAGGAAUGGAGCUCCUAGUUUGGAUGUUUUGUAUCAUGGUUUCUUGUUCUUCUUCUUUUAUUUUUAAUUUUUUUUUAAUUUUUAUUCGGGGAUUUGUUAGAGACAUGGAGUAAUAAUAAUAUAUAUAGGAGAUGUUUACAAGACUUUUUAAA
Messenger RNA from Hevea brasiliensis (rubber tree), 1086 nucleotides. Its product is annotated as auxin-responsive protein IAA16. The transcript is spliced from 5 exons. Lineage: Eukaryota; Viridiplantae; Streptophyta; Magnoliopsida; Malpighiales; Euphorbiaceae. The record is from RefSeq and is a predicted model, not a curated record. Gene Ontology annotation, molecular function: protein binding. The coding region runs from base 142 to 891 and encodes 249 amino acids. Gene Ontology annotation, cellular component: nucleus. Gene Ontology annotation, biological process: regulation of DNA-templated transcription.